Messenger RNA from Podospora anserina S mat+, 2718 nucleotides. RefSeq lists its product as uncharacterized. Bases 1 to 2718 code for a protein of 905 amino acids. The record is from RefSeq and is a predicted model, not a curated record. Lineage: Eukaryota; Fungi; Ascomycota; Sordariomycetes; Sordariales; Podosporaceae. The transcript has 2 exons.
AUGGUGUCCAAACUACAGAUACACACUCCCUAUGUGUUGACCACCCUUGCCGCCCCCUUCGCCGACUCCCAGGGCACCGGUCGCCAUGUUGCAGGCGAGGUUUUUGGACAGAAGCAAGGACUGAAGCGCAAGAAACGGUCAGAGCUUGCCGUGGCCAUUGACGGCGUCGCUGUCACUAUCUACGAUGUCAUAUCUCACGAUGUCUCGACAGAAUCAGUCUUCACAUGCCCCCCCUACUCGCUCAGAUGGAGACCGUCUUCCGGGAAGAGCGCUUCUCGAUACACAUAUGUUUCAGCUACCACGUCCAAGGAGAAGCAGAUCACACUGUUCAAGGAGGAAAUUUCUACGUCCCAGGCCACAGCAGUGUCAAGCUUGUCGCAUACGCCUCGAACCAAGACACCCAUCGUCCAUCUUUGCGCCGGCGCAGCUCAUACUUCUCCACACUCGGUACCGGGCGAUGAGCUCCCAAACCACGAAAUAAUUGCCGUGGCUUCCGACGGCACCAUCAUUGGCCUUGAUGGGGAAACGCUUGACGAGAAGUGGUCAACUGCGCCUACCGUGCUUGUUCAAGGGCUUGCUUCUGGUUCGGGAUCGCAUCUUCAGGUUGACUUUGUCCAGGCCACCACCGCGGCUGAUGUUGUCGAUGGCCUGUUUGGUGGUAAGAACGAGCUGUUUGGCGUUUUCAAGGAAAAUGUGAGCCGCGAUGGGUUCAAUCCGGAUAUCCUCCUCAUCAUCACGUCGUCCAAAACGCCCGAGAACGUCGCCCAGCAAAAUCUGCACGUUCUUGCUCUUCCGUCGGGGAGACAGGCGCAGUCGAUCUUUGUCACUCGGCUCCCAAGUUUCCCGGCUUCGACCGAAUAUCAGCUCGAUGCGAGAUCCGGCACACUGCAGACCUUGGCCAACGGGCUACUCUCCAGUUACACCUUCAGCUCCGGCAGUCCGCACCUUGAGACUAAGCUACAGAUCCCCGGCAUGAGCUCGUUUCUUCGAAUCUCCAAGACGUCUGUCCUCGCCGCUACGCCCGAGUCCUUUUCCAUCUACAACCCCAUCUUUCGCUCUCUCCAAGCUGCCACCCCUGCCAACUCCGAAGGUGAUUGUCAACUCAUUUCCUACUUUGGCGCCCGGGAAAUUGCGGUUGGCUUGCACGGAUCAAGCCUCAUUGCCGUACAGGUUGAGGCGCCCAAGAACCGCAACACGAAGCGUCGUGCAGAGGGGCUAUUGACGGAUGCGAUUCGCCGCGGAUUACCUCGUGAACAAUCCGAUACAAAACGAGCUCGUGCGGAGCACCAUUCUUCAGCAGUUCUCGAACAAGCCCUGCCCGGCGUGCUAUCUGAAACCAUGUCUGCUGAAUGGAGAAAUGGCGUGGCCAACGCGGAGGAGCUUCUUGCCGCCGAAGAUUUGCGUGCCUGGGAAGAGUUCCUCGCCAGUAUUUUCAAAGUUCAAACCAAGCCGAUCGAAGCUCAGGAAGCUGGCUCUGCUGCUACAAAUGGCAUCGUCGCCAGUCCUCAUCUACCAGAAUGGAUCUGGCCCUCUUCCAGAGCCGAAUAUGCGCAUGUCGACAGGCGCUGGAUAUUUUACGCCAUCAGCAAAGUGUUUGCGUGGAAUCAGCCGGCUGCCGACUCGGAGGAACCUAGGUUGUCUUGCCCACUUGCGGCGAGCAGUGUUCUUAACUAUCUGGUAGAUGCUGGCCACUUGUCCACCUCCAAUGUCAAAUCAGCCUUCAAGGAUGAGACGUGCGAGUUGGACAAUGUCGACGAUAUUAUUGGAGCGGAGCUGCCCCCCCUUCUUGCUCAAGUCGACCCCACGAUGGCGUUACUCCUUGAGUACUUGUCAGGAACUCAGCUUGGCCCCACAGAGCUUGUUUCCGCUGUCAAGUUGCUUCUCCACAGCCUGGACGUGGAUGAAACCCCGUCCAGUCCGGAACAGAAACGUCUGAAGGGCGUCGCCGAAAAGAGUGCUGAUGAGGAUAAUGACGCCAUCAAGAUGGAACUCGACAAGGCUGAAGAGGAACUCCAGAUCACCGAGGUGCAUCUGAGUGGGCACCGUUUCCGAGGACUCGGUGUGGCAUUUAGCAAGUUGGCUGCUUGCCCAGCAGUGAGCACUGUCCAGAGCCUUCGGCGUCUGUUCAAGCCCGAGCAGAUCAUCGGGCUACUUAAUGUGUUGCGGGCCGAACUCAUCAAAGAUGGCUGGACGUCGGAUUAUCGGGAGGAGAUCGAGGCGCCCCCAGACGGAAGCCUGCAGCUCAUCGCGGAUCUUAUGACCAGAUGCAUAGACGCGGUCGGCCUGGGCGGUUGGAUGGCGUUUGACGGUGUGCUCGCCAACUCGGCCAGCCACGAAGAUGCGGCUGACUACUUUGGGCGGUUCAAUCACGAAAUCGACUCCGCCUUGCAAGGCAUUCACGACGCUAUCUAUCUGCAGAGCAUGCUGGCCGAGGCCACCAGGUACGCAAAGAGGGCCCGUCGGGCGCUUUUGGACGCCGGCAAGGGAAUGCCCACAACGGUGCAGUUCACAGAGCAGCUGCCGGUAGGGCUCAAGACAGAUGCCAGGAUAUCUACGGAAAGGAUCAGGUCGGGCGGAGAAAUUGUCCAGCGCAGCAGCCGAGAUAUUGGUCAGGCCAUCAGCCGGAGGAGGGCCGUUUACUCGGUGCAGCGGAUACCGGAGGAACUGUUGUUGGGCGUGAGGGGAUCACGCGAAACCGUUGUGCAGGAAGCCAAGUAA